GUACAUAUAGCUUCUUUAGUACACUUUCUGAUGUUCUCUUGUAUAAAGCUUCUUCUAAGUUAAUAAACAAUAGUAUAGUCAUAAUUCCCAUAAGCUAGUGAAAAUUACACUAGUUGAAAAAAUGAGUACAAUUAAUCUAUUUGUAAUGGCUUCGAUGCCAAUCUUGAAGGUGCUUUUGAUUACUGCCAUUGGUUCAUUUCUUGCGUUAGAUCGUGUUGAUAUACUCGGCAAUGAUGCUCGAAAGCAUUUAAACAAAGUUGUGUUUUUUGUAUUUGGUCCGGCACUUAUAGCUAGUAACUUGGCAAAGGCCGUCACCUUUGAAACAUUUCUCACUUUGUGGUUUAUGCCAAUAAACAUCUUCAUUACGUAUCUAAUUGGUUCCUUACUUGGGUGGAUACUUGCCAAAGUGACUAAAGUUCCAAAGCAUUUCAAAGGCCUUAUUAUAGGAUCAUGUUCUGCAGGGAGUUUAGGGAAACUGCCCAUCAUAAUUGUCCCAGCAAUGUGUAACGAGAAAGGCAGCCCCUUUGGUGCAGUUGAUGUUUGUCAUUCUUAUGCUAUGGCUUACGCCUCACUUUCCAUGGCGUUGAAUGGUAUAUUUAUCUGGGGGUACACGUACAACGUCAUCCGGAUAUCAUCAAGAGAGAUUGUAGACGAAGUAGAUCAGACAUCACCAAACAGAGAACCUCUGCUUCCAUCAUCACAGAACAACCAAAGUUCAUUAUCAUCAAAAGUACAACAAUUCUUAACUAAAUUUCCAAGAAAUAUCAAUGUCAAGGCAUUUUUAGCACCUUCUACUAUAGGAGUGAUAAUUGGAUUUAUGAUUGGGAUGAUUUCACCACUGCGAAAUCUGCUGAUUGGUAAUGAUGCACCUCUCCAUGUUGUACAAGAUGCAGCUUACAUGCUUGGAGAUGCAACAAUUCCAGCCAUCACAUUGAUUCUAGGAGCAAAUCUUCUACCAGGUUUAAAGGGAUCUCAAAUACAAAUUAGAACUAUUAUAUGCAUAGCAGUUGUUCGAUACAUACUGCUUCCUCUGCUAGGCCUUGUUAUAGUCAGAGGCGCAGUUCAUGUUGGUAUUCUACACAUUGAUCCCUUAUUUCAGUUCAUUCUUCUGCUUCAAUAUGCACUCCCACCUGCUAUGAGCAUAAGCACAAUGACUCAAGUGUUUGGAAGUGGCCAAAGUGAAUAUUCAGUAAUUUUGUUGUGGACAUAUGGUCUAGCAGCGGUUUCACUUACACUUUGGUCCACGUUCUUUUUAUGGCUUGUGGUUUCUUAAUUUUGUUUAGUAAUCACCAUAUAAUGUGUUCCUAAUCAAAAUAUGUACCGCCAUGCGGGGCCAUGUGAACUAAUACUUAAUUAAUGUAAGUGUUGUUGGAUUAGUUUCAAUAUAUAUUAUUAAUAUAUAAACUUAUUUUAAUAAUACGGAAUAUUUAUUAA
Chenopodium quinoa (quinoa) is the source of this 1434-nucleotide messenger RNA. RefSeq names its product protein PIN-LIKES 3-like. The record is from RefSeq and is a predicted model, not a curated record. The transcript has 10 exons. Lineage: Eukaryota; Viridiplantae; Streptophyta; Magnoliopsida; Caryophyllales; Amaranthaceae. Gene Ontology annotation, cellular component: membrane. The coding region runs from base 122 to 1273 and encodes 383 amino acids. Gene Ontology annotation, biological process: endoplasmic reticulum to cytosol auxin transport.